GACAGAACAUCUAUCCUGGACAUCAUUGAGGUGUGAUCCCAUGUUAAACAUCACAUGGGAUACCUCUCCGAGCAGGACUGCAUGUAAUUCGGACAAUUUACCUUGAUGGAGAUUUAAUUGUGUUUAAGUAUUUCGUUUCGUAAUUUGAAAUCCUUCCAUUUGCCAUAAUGAACUUUUGCACUCUCCUUCUAGGAUUUUUAAUGACACUUUUGAUAUAUGAAGAUUUAUGCGGAGUGAACGCUAAUCAUUUAAGUGGAAACAGUAACCGCACGUUAGCAAGAAAUGGUGGAAGGCUGGGGACAGCGAGAAGGGCGGACAGGCUAGCGACGUCCCGGAGGACAGUCGGCACAGAAACCCUUAGGAGAACAGCUUCUGGUAGAGUCAUCACAUCCCGAAGGAAUGUUGGGACUACUAACACACGUGUUGGAGCAGCCAACUCACGUGUAGGUCCUGCCAAUACACGUUUUGGCAUUGGUGACACACGUGGUAGCGCAAAUGCACGUGGUGGAGCUAACGCACGUGUUAGACCUACGAAUACACGUCUUGGAACAGCCAACACACGUGUCGGAAUAGCAAACACACGUAUUGGAACUGAGAACACACGCCUUGGAUCUGGCAAUACACGUGUCGGAAUAGCAAACACACGUGUUGGAACAGAGAACACACGUCUUGGAUCUGGAAAUACACGUGUUGGAGUAGCCAACACACGUGUUGGGACAGAGAAUACACGUGUUGGAAUUGCUAACUCACGAGGACGGGGAGUACCAGGCACGUCACCCAGUGCGUUGGACAAUGCCAGAGUUAUACUUACUCCCGUACAGCAGGGCGCAGUGAGGUCCAUGAGAAACUUGCUUCAGAAUGGCAGAUCAGCAACAGGAAGGGGAAGCAAUCCGAGACUCAUAGGCUUUCUAAUCCCUCGAUCUGAUGGAAGAACACAGCUACAGCUAAUGCCAGACGCACGUCGCUUUCUUGGCGGGGACAUCAGGAGAUUCAACGGAGGAGUGCGACCGCAGGUACAAAGAAACAGCACAUUACCUCUUAAUCUGCGGACCAUAAUAAAUGCUGCCCGACGGGCUAAUCUUCUACCGAGACAGUCCGCUGGAGGCUCAAGAAAUCCGGCUGCCGGACGUGAACAGUCUAUUGUUGUAUUACGACCAAGAGAUGGUGAGACAGGCGGUUUGUUACAAGCACCUGGGAACCUAAGGAGCGGUAGUGUGAGAAACCAGAUUCUCGAGGAACGGAAUAACGCGUUUAGGAUUGACAGAAACCGCAUGGACAGGCUAGACAGAUUUACAACCACCCGUCCUUUAGACCGCGGCUCUCGGACAAGAUCUCGCCCAAGUGUUGCUAUCCAGGAAGCAAAUCGUAUAGACCAAUCUAAUAGAAGGAAUGCUGUCGACCAAUCGAGAUCAGGCAGGAGAACGAUUGCAGUGGCGCGAGAUCGAAAUCCAUUACCUUCAGGUGUUGAUCAGUUUACUAACCCUGGACCAGAUCCUAACCAAUUCGUAUCAAACAAUACCCCAAAUCCUAGAACUAAUGACGCAUUUGUAGACACAGCAACUCCACCACUCCAGGAUAGAACACUCUUCCGCCCGAGUAGCGUAACUAACAUUAACGACCUACCAGUAACACCAUCACCUCAAACCAUUAAUACUGAUCCUCUUGAAGUCUUCCCAGCACCUAUAAAUACACAGGCAACAGCUACACAGACUCCUAUGCCAAAUAACGAAGGGUUUGCAAACACAGUAUUUCAAGCUGCUUCUGAUACUCAGUCAGUACCACAUACUUCAGAUAGGAAUGCUAAUAUCCAAACUGUAGAUGCUAUUGCUAUUGGCUCACAGAGAGACAAUAUGAGGUUUGAACAGUCUCCUGUUAUUGGUACUUCCACGGAUAUGCAAGCAAAUUUCCAAACAAAUACGCAGACAAAUGCACAAACAAAUAUACAAACAGACAUGCCACCGAUACAACCACAGUCAUCGACCUCUAUCCAAACAGGAAUUGAAUCACAAGGGAAUAGGCAAACAGUUAUACAGCCUGCUUUUACUCCACAACCCGUUUUUAAUACACUAGAUAGUCUACAACCAGACACGACGCAGACUUUAGCUCAAACUAUUUCUGAUCAACAAACAGUGUUUGAUCCAUCAAUAAAUAUCCAAAAUAACAAUAUAAUGCUAUCUGAAAGCACUUCAUCAUCCGUUCUUGACGCACCAAUUAGUAUGCAAACUGCUACAACGUUACAACAGACACCUUCAUCUCAACAGACGAUAGUUGACACAUCAAUGACUUCACAAACAAAUGAUAUGAAUAAUAUAAUGCAAACUGAUUUUUUAUCGAGACCAAUCGUAGGUACGUCUACAAGUACGCAGACGGGUGUAUCCCAAAACAUUUUCGAUACUCCCCAAACAGGACAAGUCAAUGUCGAGACCACAGUAGGUACAGGGAUAUCUCCAAAUCAAGCUCCGGAUACUACCAUAAUCACGCGUACACAGGCUGUGCAACCACAAAACAACAUGAAUUUCAUACACGACGCUGGCAACGUGGUUGAUAGCACAAUGUUACUUCCACCUCCUAUCCUUCCCGCAUCUUCAGGGCCUGCUAAUGUCAAUACACCGUUAGAUCAGAAUAUUGCUGGACAGAUCGACCAGUCAAUGUUCAAUCCCGUUCAAACAGGCAGUGUAACAAGUACCACAAACGAUAUUCUGGCCAAUAUACAAGCAUUAGAUCAACAGGCUAGUAGCAUGAUCAACAGCCAGUUUGAUCAGAGCCAAUUUGCAAACGCUGCCACAGCAAACAUUGCUAAUAAUCAAAUUGCUGUUAACAGCCAACCAGGCAUACAGAGUCAGUCUUUUAACCUUGAUGCUAUCCCCCCAACACAAACAGAUACACUGCCACCAAUCCAAAAUAAUGCAAACCUAGGUCAAUUCACAUCUAACGUCAUAAAUAAUGCCAUAGAUGGCGUCCAAACACAGCAGGAGGGUCAACUUGUCAAUGCUAAUUCUCCUAGUGUAGACCCAAUUGUCGGACAGAUUGAAAACAUAGGACUAGUGAACAUGCAAAAUCAAAUUUUGGAUCAGAAUCUAAUACAAAGCCAAAAUAUACCAUCUACAAACAUUCUGCAGAAUGAAAUCACAAACCGGAAUGCAAUUGGAAGCACCAACACAAUUUCAAUGAAUACACAAGAUGCCUUUGGUAUAUCUCAAGGAAGUGGACAAAUGGACGUUCUGAAUACAAUUCAAGGCCAGUCAAAUAUGAGAAAUCCUAACUUUGUUACAAUUGAGAUCACAGGGCAAACAAAACAACAGGGCGAUGUUACCGGACAAACUGGUAUACAUAAUUCAAAUAUAGUAAAUACACUAAAUACAAUACAAAACAAUAACCUAAACAACAAUUUACCAACAGACCCCUUUUUAACUCAAACGUUUGUGUCCAAUCCAGGAACUGCCAUAGAAAUGAACAAUAACAUAAACAACAAUUUACCAACAGACCCCUUUUUAACUCAAACGUUUGUGUCCAAUCCAGGAACUGCCAUAGAAAUGAAUUCUAACAGUGUUAUAAACCAGUUUCCUGCCCAACCAGAUAUUCCGAGCAACUCCAUUGGUGUAAAAUCGAACGUAAACCAAUCCAUGUCAGCUGGUGUGAUAUCAGGUGACAGAACUAUGAUUAUGAAUAGUAACAGUUUGGCAAGUGACUUGAUGACAGCAAAUCCUGUUCAAGUCAGUAUCCCAGAUACCACUUUAAACACUACCUCAAAACAGUCAUCAACUGCGACAAACAUUCAAACCGCAAUCGGCGAUCUUACUGUGACUUUAAAUCGAGCACUAUUAACUAAUAGCACAGGAGGACAAAAUAGUUUUCAAACGGCAAAUUUGCUAACUAAUACCACUUCAUCACAAACAUUUACUGAAAACCUUCAAAACCCCACUGCAGGUACGAACACAAUAGCGUCUUCUAUUAACCCGUCAUAUACAAUAUCAGCAGCAACGGACACCAAUUUGAAUGUAAAUCCGGAACUGGUAGCAAAUGUUGUCGCAAGUGCUAUUCUCGAUACCACCAAUCCUGUACAACCUGCUCAAUCAGGACCAGGUCCUGUUUUGACACGAGUUGAAAUAACAAAUCAAUCUGCGAAUAAUCCCCCACCUCCAAUCUUACCUCCGAAUAUAGAAAGUGGUUCUAAAACCGUAAUAAACACUUCUAUUGGAACUGGAGAAAUUAACUCAGCAGCAAAUAAACUCAGCUUUCCACCACAAGAACAAAUAAUCAAAUUAGCCCCUGUAGAAUUACCGGCUUCAUCAAUUGUAUUACCAAACAACACAGCUACUAUACAGAAUAAUGCCCCCUUUACACCACAAGCUCCAAAUGUCCCCAUGGACCUACCGACUCUUAAAACAACAUCUCAGGUUCUAAAUAUGGACACAGUUUCUAUAACUAAUUCCGCAUCCUUUGGCAAAGGUACAUUAUUGACUAACGAAACUAAUGUCGUACCCUCAACGGUACCUUCCCAACCUCUACCGAAUGGCGCCAGCGUACCAGAACAAGUCACCGGCCUACCUGUCACAUCCUCAUUACCCGAUAUCCUUGUUGCCGCUGACGGCAAUACGGCAAACACACAAGUCCGCCAACAACGUAAUAUGACAGAAACUGCAAGCCAAUUAAUUGAACAUGGAGCAACGGCAUUCAAAACUGCUUCAGGCAUCACGGAUGUGGCAAUGCCAACAGCAGCUGUCAAGGCGCUUAUACAGACAAGUCUCAACACUUCAGGACUCGUUGGGAACUUGAAUAAAAUAAGUAAUACUUCUACAAAAUCGGAAAUGUUAGCAGCUGCAGGAGGAAUAGUUGAAAGUGCGCUUGCUAGCUCUAAGGAAACCCUAGGUAAGGCUUUGACGAACGCAGCACCAAAUAGACCGCAGAAUGUUGUGAUGGAUAUAUCGACACUUAAGACCCUCAUAUCUGAGGUGUUGAGUGAGUUUUUUUCGCACCAAUUUAACCCUGCUAAAACAGCUUUAACUCCCACAGCAGUCAUAAACACAGUAGCACAAGCAGUUGUUGAUGCACGAAAGUAUGCUUCGCCCUCAGCUUCAAAUUCAGCUUCAGGUGCAGUUCCAGGUCAGGAGCCGGUGCAGGCAAUCUUCACAACUUCACCACAGGCGCCGACGUAUCCGAAAGAUCCCAAGCUCGACUUUCCCCCACCCCCUCCGUUUGCUGGUAUGACCGAGAGCAUAAACAUUCCUAGAACUGAAAUUGUAGAUAUAAGGCCGAGUAAUGCCGUGGAAAACGUAUUUUUGUCCAGAUCUGCAAAUACCGAUCCCAUUAAUCCCGUUUUGAUAGGGGAACCAAAUCUAAAAAAUACUAACUCACCUGGGGGAUCCACCAUUGGAAAUAACAAAAUAACAAAUCAUCAGUCACGUAACAUUGCAUCUCCUAUCAUCGCCGUUAAUACUGCGACUAUGGAUAUCAAAAAGGACAAUCGCGGUUCUGGUACAAAACAGGUUAAAGCAAUCGGUAUUGCCGACGAUCAAAACAUUUUCAGUUCAACUAUCGUCAAAACCCCGAAUAUAGAUUCUCUACGAGUGAUAGCAGAGACCAAUGUUGUCUUUAAUCAAAACCUUAAUCAGGGAUUCCGAGAAAGUGGUAUUAGACAACCACUGGUGGGCGGUAAUGGCGCUGUUACAGCUGGUACUGUCUCUGAAAUAAGCACAAGGCGUUCUGUUGUCUCAAGAAAUAGUGCACGACCAAUUCCCAGUUUAUCAAACAUAAACAGACAAACGCCUUUAGUUAAUAACAAUAUGUUGACGGUAUUAGAUGGACAGAUGAAUCAGGUUAAUUCGCAAACAGGUUCGAGUGGACGUGCAUUGACAGCAGACUUUAACACAGGAAACCGUCAGAUAACCCUUGACAGGACGCAAAUAGCUCCUUCAUUGAGAAAAGCUGAAUUCGAUGCAAUACGAGGUCAGAUGGUAAGAAGAAGAACAGAUGGAGUAACCAAAGUUACAGCAGAUGAUCCUAAUUUCCUUGCAAAUAUACCAGACAGUCUUUUGUCUUCAUUCAAUAAUGACUUUACAAGUUUGUCACCAUUACUUAGGGUUACUAAAUCAACACCAUUGGCUUCCAACGACGUUCCCGUUUCUGGCAUCAAUACUCAUUCAACGAUGUCGAAAAUAAUAUCCACACAAUCAAAUUUCCAAGGAACAACAAAUCAGUUCACGAGAUCCAAGAUGACGACACCAUUCGGCCGUCUAAGUACUCGUAGACCGCUAAGGACAACAUCCAAUUCCUUGUCGGCAGAGAAAUCAACCGGAUUUGGGGGACAGAGAACAUCAACAUCCCCAUUUGUGGAUGCUGGAGGUGUUAGCGUUGCUCCCUCUACAUCAAAUAUGCCUUUGUUUCGAUCCACGUUUUCUGGGACCUCAGUUACACGCAAACCUUUAUUUUCCACUACCAGAACAAGACCGCCCGUGGCUAGUUCGGUUACCAACCCAAGAAUGAUAAAUACUGGAGUUACAAGGAGUGUUCGAACCUCUGGUUCAUCCUCACAGCCACUUUUGUCCAGCACUGUAACACAAAGUAGCCAAUCCACCCAAGGGGCACCCUCAUUUGGCUUUGAUCCUUCGAAAAGUUUUGGACUGCUUGGUCUACCGCCACCACCGCCGUCAGAUCUGAUGGAAAUGAACGCUACGGCUUCCAUAGCGGACACUGCCAUAUCUAGUUCACAGCUAUCCCUUAUGAAUAUAGGAUCCUCCCCAACAAGUGUUCGUACAAAUCGGCUGUCGCUAUCUACAUUACAACCGAGUGUUACAGUAGAUCCAUUUUUACGAUCCAGCACCAUCCGACGUUCGUCUCCAGCUGUUACCUCCGCGAUGAACUUUAAUACUCCGUUGGUGUAACACGCGAUGCGCUCAUUGUCUGCCGUGUUGAAUGCGUGUAUUUAUGUAUAAAUUCACAACAUAUUGUGUGUAUGUGUGUGUAUGUAUGUGUGUGUGCGUACAUAUAUAUUAUCUUGAUGUAGAUAUGUACAGAACACCUAUCAUUUAAUGUAAAUAACAUGAUAUGUCUUUAUCAAAAUACAUUUUUACUGUCUGUGUUUCAUUGUUGUCAACAAGCUGUGGGAGAUAUUGCUUCGCUUUCUUCACUACUAUAAUGUAUUCUCAGGUAUUUUGUAACAGUUAUGAUGCUGCUUUUUAUAUUUCUGUUUUAAAACGAAAUCCCUCAAACUUAUUUUUAACACUGAAAUGCAAAACUAUAUGUUCUAUAUGUCUUUUGCUAUUUGCAAUUCCAAAAUAUUUCUAUAUUUCUAAUAUACAAAAUUGUAGGUUCUGUGUAAUUCUGUCCGUGUUUCUUGUUUUGUUAACUUCAUCAGUCAACUCUAAACAUUUUCACUGUUUAAACAAUAUCCCACUUUGCCUUUCGUAUCAUUAAAUAUUUCAUUCUAAA
Pecten maximus is the source of this 7428-nucleotide messenger RNA. RefSeq lists its product as uncharacterized. Bases 168 to 6881 code for a protein of 2237 amino acids. The record is from RefSeq and is a predicted model, not a curated record. The transcript is spliced from 11 exons. Lineage: Eukaryota; Metazoa; Mollusca; Bivalvia; Pectinida; Pectinidae.